Melanaphis sacchari is the source of this 1915-nucleotide messenger RNA. RefSeq names its product DNA-directed RNA polymerase II subunit RPB1-like. NCBI's taxonomy places the organism in Eukaryota, Metazoa, Arthropoda, Insecta, Hemiptera, Aphididae. The record is from RefSeq and is a predicted model, not a curated record. Bases 258 to 1415 code for a protein of 385 amino acids. The transcript has 4 exons.
CAUUUACGCGUAAUACCUAAUUAUACUACGCAGUAAUUUUAUAAUAAUACACACAGUAGAGAAAUCUAUAAUCAAGAAGACGUAAUUAAGAAAAUCGGUUACCUACCAAAAACAUUGACAAUAUAAUUGAAAGUAAAGAGUUUAUUUUAAGACAGUUAUAAAUUUGUAUACAGCGAAAAAAUACGCUAACGAACACUCAAUCUACUGGGAAUAAUAUCCAGCUUGUAGUAUAAAUCACGUUUUAAAGGUAGUUGAUAAUGACAAAAGUUUCAACGGCAUCUAAUAAAACGUUACAUCUAACCGGAAUCGGAUUGGCAGUCCAGGCGUUUUAUAUAAAUUUAACGCUGGACACCGUGAUGGGUGGCGAUUUUGUUCAGUUAAAGCCCGCAGGACCACCCAUCAUAAAUCCGGCGGGAGUCUGGAGCGUGGACCAAGUGCCCCAGGGAUACGGUACGGCUGGCAGUAACUUGGCGUUGAACGGAUUGCAAGCGUUACAGGCGUUCGGCGGGAACAAAAUCGACGCCAACGGAUAUCGGGACCAGAACGGGUUCUACCGGGACAAUAACGGUGCGCUAAACGGAUAUGACGUCGGCAAUACGUAUGGCGGUGUCAACGACCGUGGCGUUACAAGUGUCGAAGGCGGAGCUUACGGCGGGAUAAACGGACGGAACAAGGGACACCAAGUCGCUGGAUUCAGCACUUCGUAUCAGAAAAACGAAAGCGGCAAUAAAGCUACGUAUUACGACGACGGUCUCGGACACGGCGGAGUGAUUCAGUAUGGUGCGAAGGAUCAGAGGUUUAGAGACGGAGAAGGCAAGGCGUUCGGAGGGGGAUACCACGAUUCGUCGGUGAAGACGAACGCGGGCGGUCAACAAGGCCAGUUCGGUAACGGCGACGGUUACCACACCGCCGGCGGACAGGCCGGCGACGCGGUCAACAAUCAGCUGUACGGCACGCGGUCCGACAGCGGUUCCGGCAUCGUGGCCGGCACGCCGUUUUUGGUGUCCACCUCGGACCCGCUGCCGCCGGUCGUCCACCUGCCGCCGCAGUACGUGCCCCAGACACCACCGCAGUACGUGCCCCAGGCUCCGCAGUACGUGCCCCAGGCCCCGUACGUGCCGCAGGCCCCGUACGUACCGCAGGCCCCGUACGUACCGCAGGCCCCGUUCACGCCUCAGGCCCCGUUCACGCCCCAGGCCCCGUUCGUGGCCCCGGCCUCCGUUCUGUACCAGAACAACAUACCGCAAUUGCCGCCGGUCACGCAGCAGCUGCAACCGGGAUCGAUACUGCCGCCGUACAACGUGCAGUUGCCAGCCCUGUCGCUGUCCGCCCGCUCGCCGUCCGGCCAGUACGUCGUGCCCAUGCCGCCAAAACUCUACGUGGACAAGCCCAACGCCACCAAAACGGACGGUUGAACAUUUUCGAUCCAUUUUUUUUUUUUUUUUUUCUAUUACAGUUUACUAAUUUUACGUUGUUGUCUAUUAAUACAUUCCAUUUUAUUUACGAUAUUGUGGCUAGUCGAUAUGGUUAUUCGUUAGGAUCAGUUAUACGAUAUUGAUAAUAUUUAAUAACAAUAAUAAUAGUAAUAAUAAUUAAUAAUGAUGAUGAUGAAUUAUAUGCGUUACGUCGCGUUACCCGCGUUACAUGUGUAUUAGAUUGUAACGAUGACGACGAUGUAUAUUGUAUGGAUUUCAGAUGAUGAUAUAAUUUGUGUGCUUAGAACGUUUAAAAAGUUUUAUAAAACGCACCGAUGUCGAUUCAAAAUUUACCGAACACGUCAUACGAAUAUAACGUGUAAAAUAUCGAACGAAUACGAUAGUGCAGCGAUGUGUGUAAUGUAUAUUAUUAUAUUACUAUCAUGAGACACUUAUCAAAACGUUCAAAACUACAUUUUAGAUCACAUUUAUCUAAUACU